AUGAGUCGAUAUCACGAUAUUGAAGAGAGAGAACUCUCGAGAGGUCGAGGAAGAUAUGAUGUUGAGGAAGAUGAUCUAUUUGAUCGAGGAAGAAUGUCUCGACCUCCUUCUCAAGCUCCUCAAUCCGAAUAUCAAGGCGACCCUGGUCGAUCCCAACAUGCUGCCUCUCAGCAAGACCGAUCCUACCCACCUCCAACUGCUCAACCAUCCUACAACAAUGGAAGAAACUCUUCUCGACACGAUGACCAUGAUCGAGCAUCCCAACCUUCCGGUUACAACGCACCUUCAAGAGCUGGCCCUCCCUCUAUGGCUGGCUGCUCAAGAAGACCACCUCCUACUCCCGCUUCUUCAAGAGCAGGAGCCACUGAUAUCUCCGAGUCACUUGAGAGACUCGCUCUUACCAGUUUCUACGUCCGACCUGGCUUUGGAUCGACUGGAAGGCACCUAAGUGUCCUUUCUAACUUCUUUCAGGUCCGAGCGAUCGAUAAACGAGCUAAAGUUAUCUACCAUUACGAUGUCGAUAUUAAACCUGUCAAGCAAAGAGGUGAAAAUGCUAAAAAGCCUAAAGGUCUGCUCAGAGCGGUUUGGGAGCAGUUCUGCCUCGAGCAACAAGGUAGCUUCGUCGAUGGCUUGACAGCUAGUGCUUACGAUGGGAGAAGAAACGCCUUCACCCCUAACAAGCUUCCCAUCGCCGACAAUUCCUCUCAAUCAUUCAGUGUCGCUCUCGCACCUGAUGGAAUUGUUCAUCGAGCACGAGAAGGCUCCUCAUUCGAUGACGAGAAUCGACGAUGGAAUCUCGUUCUCAAGCUUGUCGCAGAAGUCGACCUCGAAUAUGUUAUGGAGUUUUGUCGAGCGAAUAAAGGUCCACCAUCUAACGAGGAACAAUGUUUGACAGGUAUCAUGGCAACGAAUGUUCUCAUGCGAGACUUUCCAAGCAAGACCUAUGCUCAAGUCGGUGCGACCGGUAACAAAUUCUUCAGCAUGGCUGGUGCCGUUGCUAUCCCUCAAGGAGCGGUGGUCUGUAAAGGCUUCAUGCAAUCUUUCCGAUAUUCCAGCUCAGGACUGCCUAUGCUCAACAUUGAUGUAGGAUAUUCCGCUUUCUUAGCUGAUGGACCUGCUCUCGAAGUCAUCGCAAAGAUCCUCGACAAAAGCAGUAGCAGAGGUAGAGGCAGAGGAGGAUUUGGUGGUCCUCCUGGUCAGACCAGGGUCAUCAGUGAGCUGGCCGCUCUGGAGAUCGCCAUCGUCAAACGAACAAUCCGUGGAAUGAAGUUUACUGUCACUCAUAGAAACAGUCCUAGACUCCAUACCGUUCUUUCCGUCACUCUUCAGCCAGCUGAGCAAAUUACUUUCGAGAUUCAAGGUCGAGAAGGUGGUCCUGGAAGGAAUAUAUCUAUUGCAGAUUACUUUAGAGAAUUCCAUUCAGUCCAGGUCACUAAGCCUAGAUUGCCUUGUAUCCAGUACGGCAAGAAAGCGUUUAUUCCACUUGAAUUUGUCAGAUUCGAGAAAUGGAAUUCUCUGCCUCCCACCAAGUUGAAUGCUGAUCAAACGGCCGAAAUGAUCAAGAUCAGCGCGAUCAACCCGAAAGAUAGAGCUCUGCAGGUCAAUCACUGGAGAGCAGAGUUGGCUCACGAGUCCCAGGAUAAGAUCGGAGCUUGGGGAUUACAAGUGAGCAAGAGGAUGGUCCAACUUGAAGCUCGAAUCCUUCCGCCCCCACGAGUACUUUAUGGGAAUCGAGCUCAAGCUAUUCCUAAUGACGGGAGUUGGGGUCUUCAAGGGAAAUUAUUCUUCCGAAACGGUAAAAAGCCACUCAUGGCUUGGUCGGUGAUAUCGUUCGACAAGUGGACCGAAGAAGAUGAAAUGCAUCGAUACAUCACAUAUCUUUGUGAGACAUUGACCGCCCACGGAGUCGAUGUUAGGAACAGACAACCUGAUUGUAUCGGUCCUAUCGAUCCUCGAGGAAACGAUGCCGUGGCCAACGCUCUGCAACAAGCUGCAAGAGCCGCUUACAGAGUGGGGAGAUGUGCCCCUCAAUUGAUCUGCUGUAUCUUACCUGGAAGAGACGCAUGGCUGUAUGAAAAAAUCAAGAAAAGCUCUUUCAAUGAUCUCAAAGGUCCCGUUCCCACCCAAUGCAUGCAAGCUGCCAAGAUUAGAGCUCCACGAGGUAUCGCAGCUUAUACAGGAAACCUAGUAAUGAAGAUUCAGAGCAAGCUUGGUGGUCUUCCUCAUCAAAUUCCGAUCGAAGAUCUUCCUGGUAUGGUCAAGGGCAAGACUAUGCUUUUAGGCGGAGAUCUUGGAUUGCCACCUUUCAAAGCUGGAAACGAAAAUGCGCCGACCGUCGCUUGUACCAUCGCCACGUACAACUCCGACUGCGAUACCUACUCAGCCCAGAUUCGACUUCAAGAGGGACGAGCCGAAAUCAUUUCCGACCUUUCUUCCAUGAUUGAAGAACAUCUCAAGAUCUUCCACAAGCACAAUGGCGAAUAUCCCGAGCGGAUUCUCAUCUUCCGAGAUGGUAUAUCUGAAGGCCAAUACGCUGCUGCUCUGACUUACGAGCACAGGGCGAUCUUGAAGGCGUGUGCAAGACUUCAAAAGGGCUACAGACCUCGACUCCUCAUGUGUAUCUGUGCCAAAAGACACAACACUCGAUUUUUCGGUAGGACCGAGGAUGUCGACAGGACUGGUAAUCUUCCUAGUGGUUUAGUGGUCGAUCGAAGUGUCACCCAUCCUUACGCUUUCGAUUUCUUCCUUCAAGCUCAUGCUGGUAGGGUUGGAACUGCCAGACCAACCCAUUAUAUCUGCUUGCUCGAUGAACUUCCAAUGACUCCUGAUCAACUUCAACAACUGGUUCAUUCCUUAUGUCACUCUUUCACUAGAUGUACGAAGAGUGUCAGUCUGGUCCCUGUUUGCUAUAUCGCGGAUCUCGUCUGCCAAAAAGCUCGAAUCAUCGUUCAUGAACCUGGAUCUACCAUUGCUCCUUCCGAAUCCUCGGCUGGUAGAAGUGAUGCUCGAGGAUCUAGAAGGACAGGAUUCAGCAUCGAUAUCAUGCAAGUACAAAAGGUGUUGGCGCGGAAUGACGAAUUGGCUGAAGUGGCCUGGUGGAUGUAA
Molecule: messenger RNA, 3105 nt
Organism: Kwoniella botswanensis
Lineage: Eukaryota; Fungi; Basidiomycota; Tremellomycetes; Tremellales; Cryptococcaceae
Exons: 17
Coding region: 1-3105 (1034 amino acids)
Biological process (GO): regulatory ncRNA-mediated post-transcriptional gene silencing
Molecular function (GO): single-stranded RNA binding; protein binding; RNA endonuclease activity
Source: RefSeq, a predicted model, not a curated record